Molecule: messenger RNA, 738 nt
Organism: Mesorhabditis belari
Lineage: Eukaryota; Metazoa; Nematoda; Chromadorea; Rhabditida; Rhabditidae
Source: the annotation of a GenBank genome assembly
AUGUCUCGCGACGAUUUGGUCCAAAAAGCCAAGCUGGCCGAGCAAGCCGAGCGUCACACCGACAUGGCCAAGGCGAUCAAGAAAGUGACUGAAUUCGGCGACCAACUGACGGGUGAAGAACGCAAUCUCUUCUCGAUGGCCUACAAGAACAUGAUUGGGUCUCGUCGUCACGCAUGGCGAGUCGUUUCAACAAUCGAGCAGAUGAACAAAAACUCUUCGGAACCUGCAAACCCUGAGGUCAUCAAGAAUUACCGGUUGUUGAUCGAAAAGGAGAUCAUGGCUGUAUCCGAAGAAGUUAUCGAACUUCUCAACAAAUUCAUUCUUCCAAAAACAACGGAGCCAGAGCACAAAGUGUUCUACCUUAAAAUGAAAGCCGACUACCAUCGUUACAUCGCAGAAGUUGCAACUGAAGACGAACUCUCAAGUGCUACAGAAAAUGCCAAAAAAGCCUACGAAGAGGCGCUGAAAGUUGCUGAGCAGCACAUGAGGGCCGUCAAUCCAAUCAGGCUAGGACUUGUGCUCAACUUCAGUGUGUUUUACUACGAGAUCCUCAAGGAGUUUGAUCUUGCUUGUGAAUUGGCAAAAGAAUCUUUUGACACGGCGAUCCUCCAGCUGGAUACCCAGGGAGACGAAUGCUACAAAGACUCAACUCUCAUCCUGCAAUUGCUUCGCGACAACCUCGCUUUGUGGACCGCGAAAGCUACUAUUGAUGCCAACCCACAAAAUCAAGGAACCGCC